This is a messenger RNA of Drosophila navojoa, 234 nucleotides long. RefSeq names its product zinc finger protein GIS2-like. Lineage: Eukaryota; Metazoa; Arthropoda; Insecta; Diptera; Drosophilidae. The record is from RefSeq and is a predicted model, not a curated record.
AAAGGGACAACAGCAGUGGGACCAGGGCUCGAUAAUGCAAUGAAGGAGAUGCGUUGCUUUAACUGCAAAUAUAAGGGUCAUUGGGCAAGAGAUUAUCAGAAGCCCAAGAGGGAGAAGGGUACAUGCUACCACUGCGGCGCUAAGAACCAUAUGGGGACACAAUGCACGAAGAGGAAGGAUGAUAUUGGAAACAAUUUCAAUACCUCAUAGAUUCAGGGAGUCCCAUUUCAUUUA